Messenger RNA from Dioscorea cayenensis subsp. rotundata (Guinea yam), 2244 nucleotides. RefSeq names its product RNA-binding protein 39-like. The record is from RefSeq and is a predicted model, not a curated record. The transcript has 13 exons. Gene Ontology annotation, cellular component: nucleus. Gene Ontology annotation, biological process: mRNA processing. Gene Ontology annotation, molecular function: RNA binding. NCBI's taxonomy places the organism in Eukaryota, Viridiplantae, Streptophyta, Magnoliopsida, Dioscoreales, Dioscoreaceae. The coding region runs from base 118 to 1734 and encodes 538 amino acids.
CGCUCGAGGUCUGCUUCUCCUUCGCACGGCUUCGGAGUGCUGAAACCCCGAAGCAGGGUUCCCUUCUUGCCUUUGUUCCUAGGCUUCCAGAUCGCCGGAGCUCGUUCUCCUCCUCCGAUGGGGGAUUUCGAUGAGUACGACUACCUCGAGCAGGCGGUGGAGGCUCCUGACCAGGAGGCCCGGAAGGAUAAGGACAACCGGAGCUCUCGCCAUCGUGAGAAGGACGGGGAAUCUCGUGAACGGGAGCGCUUUUCAAGAUCCGACCGCCUGGAUAAGGUUCGCGACCACCGAAGCAGUAGGGACGACGAGAGAGCUCGCGAGAAGCACCGGAGCAGGGAUGGAGAUGGUCAUAAGGAGAGGGUGCGGGAGAAGGAGGAGAGGGAGAGGGUGAGGGAUAGGGAUAGGGAAAAGGAUAAGGAUAGAGAUAGGGAGAGAGAGAGGGAGAGGAGCAGUAGCAGAUCGAGGAGGCACGAGAAAGAAGCUGAAAGAGAGAUGGAUAGGGCUCGGAGCAAGGAUAGGGCUUUGCGAGAAAAGGACCUUGAGAGAGAAAUGAGGGAGAGGGAGGGCAGGAGAUUCAAAGACAAAAAAGAAGUGGUGGAAGCUGAAGUUGACCCAGAAAGAGAUCAAAGAACUGUUUUUGCAUAUCAGAUGCCUUUGAAGGCCACUGAGAGGGAUAUUUAUGAGUUUUUCUCACAAGUGGGAAAGGUGAGGGAUGUGCGCUUAAUAAUGGAUCGAAACUCGAGGCGAUCGAAAGGAGUUGGGUACAUUGAGUUCUAUGAUGCCAUGUCAGUGCCGAAUGCCAUUGCUCUGUCUGGUCAUCUGCUUCUUGGUCAACCAGUGAUGGUCAAACCUUCUGAAGCUGAAAAAAAUCUUGUUCAAUCCAAUACUGCAGGGGCAUCAGGUACUGCAGGAGCAGCGGCACUGAGAAAACUUUAUGUUGGAAAUCUGCACUUCAGCAUCACGGAGGAGCAGCUGCGGCAGAUAUUUGAACCUUUUGGUCCUGUGGAGCUUGUGCAACUACCCCUUGACCUGGAGACAGGGCAGUGUAGAGGUUAUGGAUUUGUUCAAUUUGCGCAAUUAGAGCAUGCAAAGGCAGCACAGAGUUUGAAUGGGAAAUUGGAUAUUGCUGGCCGGAUCAUUAAGGUUUCAGCGGUAACAGAUCAUGUUGGAGUUCAGGAUCCAGGAGCAAAUGGUGCGGAUUUGGAUGAUGACGAUGGUGGUGCUUUGGCUCUCAAUGCCCGUUCCAGGGCUAUGCUUAUGCAGAAGCUGGACCGUACUGGGACUGCAUCAAGUAUUGCGGAAUCAUUGGGCGUUCCUGGGCUUAAUGGAGCAGUUCCAAAUCAAGUAGGGUUUGGUUUGUUGCCUGCAAAUGGCCAACCUGUUAUUCCUUCGGCUGUUCCUGCUGUGCGCACUCCACCCAUUAUUGAGCCUGUUGGUGAUCCAAGCGAGUGCUUAUUACUAAAGAAUAUGUUUGACCCAAGCACUGAGACAGAACCUGAUUUUGAUUUGGAUAUUAAGGAGGAUGUCCAAGAAGAGUGCUCAAAGUUUGGCCCACUGACACAUAUAUAUGUGGAAAAGAACAGCAAUGGAUUUGUUUAUAUGCGAUUUGAGGCCAUGCCCUCAGCAGCUAGUUGUCAGCGUGCAAUGCAUGGUCGAUGGUUUGCAGGAAGGGCAAUAUCUGCGACUUUUAUGAGGCCAGCUGAUUAUGAAGCCAAAUUUAAGGGCAGCAUGUAGAUCUCAAUUCUAGCCAGGUGAAUGGUUGGUAGGCGGCAUCUUUGCGCUUAUGUUUGCUGUGAAUGGUUCAGCUGAGUACAUGCUCUCGCAAUUCUGGAUGGGAAAUUUUUCAAAUGCCAUUAUAAUACGCAGUUCUUGGUUUCUCAUCAAUUUAGGCGUAUGACGAGAUCAUUGUUCUUCUUUUGGAUCAGUAGUGUUAUUAUUGUGAUGCCGCGUCCUGUUUUUGGACACCAUUUUGUUUUUCUUGUGGUAAGUAUUUAGUGAAGCUCUGUGAUAAUGAUCAACUUUGCUGCUUUUUUAAUUGAAGGAACCUGUAUGGGUGGAGUAAGGUGAAAUUCACAGGUGAACCGUGGUCAAUUUGUAUCAGUAUUAACUUCAAAGUAUAUCUGUGUGUCCGUGGUUGCUUGUUUAGGCUUAACAAAGAAAGACUUGGUGAUAUAUAAAUUUAGUAAAAGGAUAAUAGUGCAUGAAAAUUGCACAAUUUUGGUGAAAUCCACAUGAUUUCAUGAA